AUGAACUCGGCAAUAGCGAGCGCCGACAACGCCACCCUGGCAAGCGUGGCCUCGAAUUAUGCCCUGCGCACCGUCACCGAUCAACUAGCGUUGGACCUGGCUGCGAAGCAGUCGGGCCUGGAUGUUGACACCAAGAUCGCAAACGCGCUCUUGGAUCGCCCCAGCACCACUGACUUGACUGCUGCGGUGAAUCUGAAGACCACGCCGGCCGACGUUGAUCAGAAAGUUGCCACUGCACUGCUGCCCUAUACAGAUACCACAGGCGUAAACUCGCUUCUGGCCGUCAGAGAUGCACAGAUAACCGCAGCCGAUUCUGCCGGGCCCUUUGCAAGCUCCAGCGACCUCACGGCUGCAGAGACUUCGCUGCAGAGCGCCAUCAAUGCCAUCCUCGCGCAAUUAGCCGCAUUGACCACGGGCGGAGGCACCAACUUGAUCAACGCGCAGGCUUGGCCUGGAGAAAUUACAUGGGACUGGCUGGUGG
Symbiodinium pilosum is the source of this 481-nucleotide messenger RNA. The record is from the annotation of a GenBank genome assembly. Lineage: Eukaryota; Dinophyceae; Suessiales; Symbiodiniaceae.